AUGGCAAGUGCCGCUGUCAUUGCUGCGGUGCACGAUCGUGACUUUCCUCGUUUGAUAGAAUUCCUUCGUAUCGGUGAAUUCACAAUAGAAGAGAGCUUGGGGGGGAACAGUGGGUGGACUCUAUUGCAUUCUGCCUGUUCAAACGGUGAUGUUGAGAUGGCGGAGUUCGCGUUGAACCACGGUGCUGAUACAGACGCCAGGAGGUCAAGCAAUGGAGUUACCCCGUUGCAUCUCGUCUCCUUCAUGGGGCAAGUCCAAGUGACUCAACUUUUGUUGAACCACGGUGCUGGUAUAGAAGCCACGACAAGUGAUGGAGAGACCCCGUUGCAUGUCGCCGUCACCGAGGGGCAAGUCCAAGUGAUUCAACUUUUGUUGAACUGCAGUGCUGAUAUCAACGCCAAGACAGAUGAUGGAAGGACCCCGUUGCACCGCGCGUGUCGCCAAGGCAAUGUCGAGGUGAUUCGAGUCCUUUUAGACCAAGAUGCUGAGAUAGACGCCAGGGCAAAUGAUGGAUGUACGCCGUUGCACUGCGCGUGUCGCCAAGAGGUGAUUGGAGUCCUUUUAGCCUACAAUGCUGAUAUAAACGCCAGUACAAAUGAUGGAAGUACCCCGUUGCACUGCGCGUGUCGCCAAGGCAAUGUCGAGGUGAUUCGAGUCCUUUUAGCCAAAGGUGCUGAGAGAGAAGCCAGGACAAGUGAUGGAUUCACGCCGUUGUGCGGCGCAUGUAUUGAAGGCAAUGUCGAUGUCGUUCGAGUCUUAUUAGUCUACGGUGCUACUAAAGAAACCAAGAGUUGUGGACGUACCCCGUUGCAUUUCGCCUCCGGUAUGGGGCACGUCCAAGUGAUUCAACUUUUGUUGAACCACAGUGCUGAUGUAAACGCCAAGACAGAUGAUGGAAGUACCCCGUUGCACUGCGCGUGUCGCCAAGGCAAUUUCGAGGCGGUUCGAGUCCUUUUAGCCUACGAUGCUGAGAUAGACGCCAGGGCAAAUUAUGGAAGUACGCCGUUGCUUUGUGCAUCUCUUAGUGGCAAUGUCGAUGUGAUUCGAUUCUUAUUGAACCGCGGUGCUAGUAUUUUGACAAGUGCAAAAUAUGGAUUUACACCGUUGUAUUGUGCCGCUCUUCAAGGGCAUGCCGAAGCUGUUCGACUCUUGUUGAAUCGGGGUGCCGAUGUAGAAGCACGGACUAAUUCUGGCCAUACCGCAUUGCAUUCUGCGAGCAAUGAACGAGUGGUUCAAGAAUUGGCCGACCAUGGCGCUAAUAUGGACGCACGAGAUGGAUUUGGGUUCACACCUUUGUAUCAUGCUGCAAAGGACCAUCGCUUGGGAGUCCUGAAAAAGCUUUUGGACAGAGGUGCCGAUAUUGAAGCACAGGACCGUUGGGGACGUACGCCACUCGCUUUUUUAUGCCAUUACGGUUUUGUGGAGGCGGUUCGGUUGUUUCUGGACAGAGGUGCAAAUAUGGAAGCAAGGCCUAUUCCUGGAUUGACUCCAUUGGAUUGGGCAUGUCGUAGUGGUUGUGUGGAGGUCGUGCAAGUGCUUUUGAAUCGCGGUGCCGUCUAUGAGAGACCUAUUGAUGAAAUGACGCCAUUACAUUACGCAGCAAUUCAGCGGCAUAGAGAAGUCGUCUGGCGACUAGUUCGUCGAGACCCAAUUUUGCUAUUGAAUAUGCCCACAGAUUCCCCGCAGGUUCGGGAGACCAAAAGACGACGGCUCCGGUAUGAGCUCUGA
Messenger RNA from Cylindrotheca closterium, 1728 nucleotides. The record is from the annotation of a GenBank genome assembly. Lineage: Eukaryota; Bacillariophyta; Bacillariophyceae; Bacillariales; Bacillariaceae.